Myotis myotis is the source of this 4126-nucleotide messenger RNA. RefSeq names its product vitamin K epoxide reductase complex subunit 1 like 1 (gene VKORC1L1). NCBI's taxonomy places the organism in Eukaryota, Metazoa, Chordata, Mammalia, Chiroptera, Vespertilionidae. Gene Ontology annotation, molecular function: vitamin-K-epoxide reductase (warfarin-sensitive) activity. The transcript has 3 exons. Gene Ontology annotation, biological process: peptidyl-glutamic acid carboxylation; vitamin K metabolic process. The record is from RefSeq and is a predicted model, not a curated record. The coding region runs from base 84 to 614 and encodes 176 amino acids.
GACGGGCGGCGGCUGCUGAGGUGGAGGCGGAGGGAGGCGGCGGCGGCGGCGAAGGAGGCGGCGGCGGCGGCGGAGGGGGGAAGAUGGCGGCGCCCGUCCUGCUGAGAGUGUCUGUGCCGCGGUGGGAGCGGGCGGCCCGGUAUGCAGUGUGUGCCGCCGGGAUCCUGCUUUCCAUCUACGCCUACCACGUGGAGCGGGAGAAGGAGCGGGACCCCGAGCACCGGGCCCUCUGCGACCUAGGGCCCUGGGUGAAGUGCUCCGCCGCCCUUGCCUCUAGAUGGGGCCGAGGAUUUGGUCUUUUGGGUUCCAUUUUUGGAAAGGAUGGAGCAUUAAACCAGCCAAACAGUGUCUUUGGACUUAUAUUUUAUAUACUACAGUUAUUACUUGGCAUGACAGCAAGUGCAGUUGCAGCUUUAAUCCUCAUGACAUCCUCCAUCGUGUCUGUAGUAGGGUCUUUGUACCUGGCCUACAUUCUGUACUUUGUGCUGAAGGAGUUUUGCAUCAUCUGCGUCAUCACAUACGUGCUGAACUUCAUUCUUCUUAUCAUCAAUUACAAACGACUAGUUUACUUGAACGAGGCCUGGAAACGGCAACUGCAGCCCAAGCAGGACUGACAGCCUGAUGAACUCUUACCUGACAGUCCCAAGUCCCUUUUUCCAUUAAGUUAAUUUCGCAGCAUUUUUUUUAUUCUUCACAACAGACACUUUCCCUAAGAAUCUUAAACUGAUUUUUUAAAAUCUUGUAAAUUAGAAGGGUAUUUUCUGUGUCAAUCUUCAUUUUAAAUAUGGAUACAAAAAAAAGCAUACGCCGAGCCAAUCAAAGACAAGCUUUAACUUUACUUUGAAGAUGUUUCUGAAAUAAUUAAAUGUAGCCCUCCGUUGUAAAGUGAGCAACCAUUGCUAAUAACUCUACAAUGUGUAUAAAUUCAAUUUCAGGUAUAACAGAUGUGAUCAUGACAUGAAAAUAUUUUAGAAUAGAUACUGUAUUAAGUAUUGCCAUGUUUACAAUAUGUAAUAUGUUUUUAGCCAAUGGAUUUAAACAUGUAGAUUCAACUAGAAUUCAUUUCUGUGAUAUUUGUAAAUAAAGGUAGAAAUAUUGGAUCCAUCCCUGCAGAACUUGCUGUACAGUUGAGUUGAAGUGUAACAACGAAGAGUUGUCAGCUCAACACUGACUGAAGAAAAAGUGAAAAUAGUUAAGUGCAUACAGAGUCUUGUGAAAAGUACUGAGAGCUGUGGGUCCAGGAUUGACAGCAAAAAUAAUAGGGUAGUUGGUUCCCUUUUAUCUCCUUCCUCUUCAAGGAAGAAAUUCCUUGGACAUUCAAGUCAAACUUGUGUCUAGUCAUAAAACUGGAUCAGUUCUACCUUACAGAGUGAGUCAUGUGACCAAACCAUCAAGUCCAAGGCCUUCAGGACACUAAAGAUGGGGAAAUGGGUACAUUUCUUUGGAGAAAAGCUGGAAAUAUAUGGAAUUUUAAGGUAAAGCCUCUUACAACAGUAGAAUUUUAUUUAGAUCUUUUUCCUUAACAUUGGUGCCAAACAAACAGUAUUAUGGCUUUGAAAUAAUCCGUAUAAGCCCAGUCGUUCCAGAGUAGGAUUGCUCUUGGGCAGCUCUGUGUGUUUCCUGUUCCUUUCUGCACUAACUAAUCGGAUUUCUAACUUAAUUGUUUUAGAGUAAAAUAUUGGAUAUGUAAACUUUAGGGCUGAUAUGCUGCUCAGUUUGCUUAAUCGGGAGGACUUCAGGUAGAAAUACCUGAAGGUGAAAUACUAAUGUUGUCACUACUCUUUCUAAUAACUAUACAAGGGCAGAAUUUUUUAAAGUGAUUUGAAUAAACCCAAAUAAAAUUGUGACAGUAUGCUUCUAAGGUUAACAUAUCGAAAUGUUAAAAGUGCCUUCUGUCUUAAAUCGCAAACCAAAUAUUUUCUGUUGAACUUGGGCAGAAGUGUCCUUCCUUCCUUUCUUAGCAUGAAGUAGAUAACUUGCAUUCAAUAUACAGGUUCUGUAUGAUCAAUUUAGUCCUUAGAUUGAGAAUUAGUAGCAAUAAUUUUGCUUUCAAUUUGAUUAAUCAUUAUAUUAAAAAUAGACCGGUAAUUUAAGUGCUGUAUUUGCCUUUUUGAAGGAGGGGACAGGCUCUGCUCUGUAAACGUAUGUGUAGAGUCAGCAACUGUUUCCAACUAACUGUCAUAAUUGAUGCAAUGUAUUCUUCUGGUCCAAGGCAGGUAUAAAAUCUGAAUUGUAAUGAACUAUUGAAUUUAAACCAGUUUUGUAAAAAGAGAGCUUAAUUCAGAUUUCAUCCAGGCUGAUGUUUUCCCAUGAAUGUGAAUAUUUCAAUGCCUGUUUUAUUAUGUAUGUAUUGUUCUUAUUUCUGUAGUUAAAGAACUCUAGAAAGCAUUGAUUAGAUGCCUCGUGUGGAUGGAGAAACAAGUCCUGAUAUUGAAAUGAACUGUACAAUGAGGUCGCGUCACAGUGCUUCCAGUUCUACGAGCCGUUUACUGCUUCUCUUUUCCCAGCUACAGUGGCAAUGGCUCAACGGUUAAGACUUCUGUGGUAUAUACAACACUGGUCGUGCUAAAGUUCCUCGUGUCCCAAUUUAAAAUGUGGUGGGGUUUUUUACCGUCAUAUUUUGUAUUAAUCAGCAGAGUAUAGUUAAAGCUUGUCUUGAUAUUGCCCUCUUGAAAAUAUUUGUCUUCAACUCAAAGAGAAAAUGUAAAAAUGUUCAGCCAGACCCUUCAAGUUUUUCCUUCGUUGUCCUAAGCCUGGGGGGAAACACCACUGGUUCAGUUGUAUUAAAAAAUGGCCACAUUCCUAUGACCCAGAACUAAUCACCUUUUUCUCACUGAGCGAUACACACGUGCUGCCUGUACUACAGCUCAUAAUGCCUGCCGACACCUCAGUAAGCAGCAGGGCCCUGCUGGGUGCUAUUGGGUACUUGUGCCCUGGAAGAGUGUGGGCUCCCUCUACAUCCUCUAUGUCACCCCGGAAGAGGCGGAAGAUACCAUGUUUUAAAAUUCCAGUAUUGUUAUGACUAUUUUAAAAUUAUUAGCCACCAACAUUGAAGAACAGAUUAGAGGAAAAAACUGAAUUCCUGUUUUUGGUUUCUUGAUUUUUGAAAUGAUUUGUAAAUGCAGCCUCUUAUUAACUUGACAGUCACAUCAUUUGAAGAAAUAAGAGAAGAAGUGGUUAGAUGAUACAUUUUAGGGAAGCUAGGUGGUUUGGAGAACCUCAUUUGGUGUUUCAUUACAGCUAGGUGCUGUCACUAAGGGUAAACUUAUGGUGAAAUGACUCAGGUUUAACUAGCUGUGUGCCAGGGAUUACUUUUACUUGAUGUAUGUAGCCUCUCCUGAAAUCCAUUACUUUUAAAGAGGUGAAAGCAGUGACUAUUUGCAUUCUCAGCAACAAAGAUCUUUUGGCACAAAGUUCUUUGGACCAAUGAGGUAGGAUAGAGGACCAAGACUAUAGUGAAAUGAAAAUGAUUUGUUGCCUUUAGUUUGCUUAUAUUUCCUUUUAAGACUAUCAGCAAAAGUGCAAGGUUACCUUCAGCACUUCAUAACUUAGAUUGGUAUCUCUACCUGACACCAGGGAAUGCUGACAGAUCUUGAAAAUCAGUAUUAAACAGAUGCCAAUAAGAAACCCACUACCUUUUUUGGUAACCUAUUUGGGAAGGAGCACCUAAUAUGCAAACACUGGAAAAAUCUCUCGCUACUCAGACAUGUUAGGCAGCACUAUGACUCCUCAUCUGUGAGAACUACCCUUCAAUAAAAAAGGGGUGUGGUGUGGUGUGGUGGGAGCCCAGGCCACUUGGGUAAACAUGUUUUUGACAAAUUAGCCCAGAAAAGAUGAAAUGUUUUCUUAUAAAACUAUUAAGCAUGGCCGAAGUAUGAGGUAUAUGAUCUGUAUAGUAUGUCCCAUCAAAAAUAUUUAUUACUAGUGCUUUAAACUCCAGAGUAAACAUUCAUUUAAAAUGGAGUUCACUGGGCAGAUAUCCCCUUUAAUAUUAGAUAGGAAUAUUCUUUAUCAGAGAUUUAGGACAGUUUUGUUAACUGGUAAAAAAAAAAAUGUAAAUAUGUAAGAAUGUUUAUUUGUUGCACAUAACUCUUUUGGUAUAAAAUAAAUGUAGAAGUUACCUGUG